Gongylonema pulchrum is the source of this 324-nucleotide messenger RNA. NCBI's taxonomy places the organism in Eukaryota, Metazoa, Nematoda, Chromadorea, Rhabditida, Gongylonematidae. The record is from the annotation of a GenBank genome assembly.
AUGAAGAAGCGUCGAUUGCCGGUGGUAAUAUGUGUUUCGGGGAAGCGCAGAAGUGGGAAAGAUUUUUUAGCGAAUUUGUUGGCGGAUCGCUUGAAGCACCGGGGAUGUUAUGAGGUGCUCAUCUGUGGCAUAAGCUAUCCGCUCAAAGAGGAAUAUGCAGAGCUGAAUGGGAUGGAUGCGGAGCGGCUGAAAUUUGAUGCCUCAUUCAAAGAGCACCAUCGAGCAGAUAUGGUCCGAUGGGGAGAGGAAAUCCGAGCCAACGACCCCGAUUACUUCUGUAGGUGCGAUUUGGAAAUUUCCAUUCGUUCUGCUGUUACGUGUUGA